Pogonomyrmex barbatus (red harvester ant) is the source of this 2079-nucleotide messenger RNA. RefSeq names its product COP9 signalosome subunit 7 (gene CSN7). Gene Ontology annotation, biological process: COP9 signalosome assembly. The record is from RefSeq and is a predicted model, not a curated record. Gene Ontology annotation, cellular component: COP9 signalosome. Lineage: Eukaryota; Metazoa; Arthropoda; Insecta; Hymenoptera; Formicidae.
AAGACUAGUGUCACUGCGCAUGUUCAGAAUUCUCGCAAUCUGGGAUCGUUGUCCCCAGGUCCCCAGGUAUUUGGAAAGAAAACUAUUUCCCGACGCCGCGAUUUGAAGAUCCUGAAACAGUGCCGAGGAAGAAUUUCGAUCAUCUUUGAUAUCCGUGAUAUUGCUAACAAAGAAGAGUCAUCAUGACUGGUGGAAACACUACUGAAAAGUCAGCUAAUAAUCCUUUGGAGCAGUUUGUACUGCUUGCAAAAACGGCAAAAGGCGCUGCCGCUAUAGAGCUCAUAAGACAAGCCGUCGAGACGCCAGGCGUUCAUGUUUUUGGUGAAUUAUUGGAUAUGCCAAACAUCAAAGAAUUAGAGAACGGACCUUAUGUUCAAUAUUGGAAUACUUUGAAUCUAUUUGCAUAUGGCACCUAUAAAGAUUACCUAGAAAAUAAAGAGAAAGUAUUAGAGUUAACUCCUAUACAAAAAAAGAAGCUUCAGCAUCUCACGAUAGUCACUUUGGCUACAAAAAACAAAUGUAUACCCUAUUCGGUAUUAUUGGAAGAACUAGACAUAAAGAAUGUCAGAGAUCUAGAAGAUUUGAUUAUUGAAGCGAUAUACGCUGAUAUAAUUCAUGGGAAAUUGGAUCAAAAAAAUUCACAGUUAGAAGUCGAUUAUGCUGGUUUAGGACGAGACGUCCGACCGGGUGAUACCGGUGUAGUAGCUGAGACAUUAGCCGCUUGGGGUGAAGCAUGUGACACGGUUUUAUCAUGUAUUGAGCAACAAAUAUCUAGAGCUAAUGUUGAGAAACAAAAAGCUACUUAUCAUAAAGAAAGGAUACAGAGAGAUAUUAGUAAUAUUAAGAAAUCCCUCACGGCUCAAGCAGGAGGCGGAGGCAUUCAAGAGGCUGAUAUAGCUGGUGGUAGUUCUGGUGCAGGAGGAAGCGAAGCGGGUAGAGAAGCCAUGCCGGUACUAUCAGAGAAGAAGAAGUUACAGAAGGUCAAAUGUAUCAAAGUCAGUGAUUUUUAAAUGAAUGAUGAAUGAAAAAAUUAUGAAUGAGAAGGAUAAUAUUAAAACGAAUUUAUUAAUUGUAUACAAAGUAUGAUCCAAACGCUGAAUCGAGAAUUUCUUCUGUAUCUGAAGUAUUGAAUUUAUAAAAAGAGAUUUUUAGAGAAAAAUAGAGAAACAAUAUUUUAAAAACGUGUUUUAAGUAUGUAGGAUCGAAUUGUAUGUAUCAAAUGUAUCAAAUGUAUUUGAAUAUUUGAUUUUGUGCAACUUUAUGGAUUACAUGUUAAUAAUGAAUAAAAUCAAGAAUACAUUUUUUAUCAAAAAAAUAAUUUAUUAAUACACAUUGGUAUAAAAAGCUUUUAAAACAAAAUCGAUAUUUGAGUAUCAAUUUCCACUUUAAUAACUACAAAUAUUAAUAACAGAAAAUGUAGAAAAACAAUUUUCAUACUUUUACUGUGAUCGUUUUAAAUAUUACGAAUAGUAUUUGCUAUAUAAGCCAUUUCGGUACUGUCGUUAGCAUAUAAUUUAGCUUUUAUUUAUUUUGAUGAUUCAUUUUAUUGAACAAAAAGUAAUAUGUAUGAGGUAUACCUAACGAGAUAUAUGUGAUGAUUGUCUUUACAUCGAGCAUUUGAAAAAAAAGCAAUCAAUCUUUUCUUUAUGACAAAGAUAAUUUUGUAGGUAAGCUUGAAUAUACCUGUAAUAUACCUGUUUAUUUUUUUUAGACCAAAGAUAUCAUGUUUUGUGUUUGUAGGGCGUGAAGAAUUUAAUUAGGAUUUGACGAUUCUCUAGAUGAAUUUGAUAAAUAAUGCAACGUGUAUUGCAUAUUUAUCAAUGCAUACGUGCCUACCCAUUGCCAGUUAUCACAUAAAACGGUAUGCCCAUUGUGACGAGUUGGCUUACGUGUACUUCCAACGAUAGUACCGUUCGUACUGUUUGCGUUCAGGCUUUACAGAUUCUCGUUUUGUAAGGAUUUGUAGUCGAUAAACAAUUUACUGACGGGACAAUGCGUAACUAGUCGGAGAAGUCGUUUUUGAAGGAACUUGUAUAUUCAGAAAACUGUAAAGGUAUGCCACUGAUGUAGCUUAGCAAA